CUCGUCGCCAGCCUAGCAGUCCGAUUUAUCGGAAACGACAUCCGUUGCAUCCGUUGAUUCGUACUUGAUCGCGAGCGACAGGCCUUUCGUGGGGCCAUGUAAAAGGCUAACGUGGUCGGCCGAAUUCAGCGUUGAAUUCAGUGAACGGGUGUUUAAUUGUUCUCCAUGAGUGUCAGCAAAUUAUUGCCAUGUUUACUGCCUCUCGGUUCAGACGCAGAGUGUCGCGCAGCGAGAGUUUCCAAUUGAUUUUCAGUGAUUGUGCUCGGCCUUAGUUUCCACGUUUCGAUGUGAUAGUUCGCCAGUGCUUCUUUCAUUCAGUUUAUUUCCAUGUGUAUAUCAAUGUUCAACGUGAUAGCUUCGCUAUGAGUGAGCGUGACUCAGUUACGUGAGAGUCUAGUGUUUCUUUCCGUUCGACUCAACCGUUGAUUCAAAUUUUAACUCGUGUCUUCUGUGCUGACCAUGAUGUCAGGAAGUCGAUCUAGCAACGAUCAGGAUUUAAGAUUUCCUCGGGAAAGUGGUGAGGAUUCCGAGGAUGAAAGUGAAAUUUUGGAGGAGAGCCCCUGCGGAAGGUGGUUGAAACGUCGUGAAGAGGUGGAACAACGUGAUGUCCCCGGAAUCGACUGUGCCUACCUGGCGAUGGACACAGAGGAAGGUGUGGAGGUGGUCUGGAAUGAGGUUCAGUUCUCCGAGAGGAAGAACUUCAAAGCACAAGAAGAGAAAAUACAGUCUGUUUUUGAUAGUUUGACACAGUUGGAGCAUCCUAACAUUGUCAAAUUUCAUAGGUAUUGGACUGACACGCACAACGAUAAACCACGGGUGAUAUUUAUUACUGAGUAUAUGUCCUCCGGGUCAUUGAAGCAGUUCCUAAAGCGUACUAAACGCAACGUCAAAAAGUUACCUUUACAAGCAUGGAAACGAUGGUGUUCUCAAAUUCUUUCCGCUCUCAGUUAUUUGCAUUCCUGUUCGCCGCCCAUCAUCCAUGGGAACUUGACAUGUGAUACAAUAUUUAUUCAGCACAAUGGCCUCGUCAAGAUAGGAUCAGUGGCGCCUGACGCAAUCCAUCACCAUGUGAAAACUUGCAGGGAAAACAUGAAGAACAUGCACUUUAUCGCCCCCGAGUUCGGUGCAAGUGUUAGUCCUGCAAUCGACGUGUACUCUUUUGGCAUGUGCGCUUUGGAAAUGGCUGCCCUGGAAAUUCAGGGGAAUGGAGAUAGCGGAACUCUAGUGACUGAUGAUCAUAUCAAUAGGACAAUAGAAUCCUUAGACGAUCCAGAGCAGAAAGACUUCAUUUACAAGUGCCUGGGAAAGUCACCCUCGAAACGGCCGUCAGCGCGCGAGUUACUCUUCCACCCUAUCCUCUUCGAAGUUCACUCCCUUAAGUUACUAGCUGCUCAUACUUUAGUUCAUAGUGCUGCAAAUAUAUCAGAAACGAUUUCUGAUGAAGUAGUUUACGGUUCAGAUGUGAUAUUAGCUGAAAUUAGACAUUCUGAUGGAAGACCUCCUUUUCAGAUGAAAAUGGCAGAUGUACCAAUAACAGAAAAAUUAGAAAAAUUUGUAGAAGACGUAAAAAAUGGAAUAUAUCCUUUAACAGCAUACCGACCGAGGCAACCUCCCCCACCACGUCCUCAGGCAGUAUCUCCUGAAAUAGCGGAAUCGGUCAAAUCAGUCACGCCGGAGCCAGUUGAUGUCGAGGCGCGUCGAGUCGUCAACAUGAUGUGUAACGUCAAACCAAAAGGUCAAUCUUGUGAGCUUAUGAUGACAAUUUUACUUAGGAUGGACGACAAGAUGAACAGGCAACUAACGUGUCUUGUAUCUGAGGUGGAUUCAGCCCUGGUGCUAGCUCAAGAACUAGUCUAUUACGGUUUUAUCAAUGAGGCUGAUCGAGAAAAAAUAGCGCUGUUAAUCGAGGAAGCCCUUCACGGAGAAACAACAAGUCAGCCCCAAUUGAAAUCGCCACCGUUAAAUACCCCAGCCACCAUCAGCACAGGCAGUUAAUACAGGCUUCCUGAUCGCCAUUUUGUUAUCGGCGGUCACCUGUGUUUUUCAAUUUCCUAGGAAAAUUCUAAUUGUGAUGCAGUUGUAUUUUAAUCUUUAUUAAUUAUUUUUUUUUCAAGUUUUUUUUUUUUUUUUUUAAAAAUAAACAGUGUAACGAUUCUUCCUCUAUCAGAGUGAGAAAGAAACGGCCUAGCAGUAUCAUCUCGAUUACUUUUGGCUAUUUUCGUUCGAUCGAUUUAUUUUCAGAUUUUUUUUCAAGCUUCAAGAAUAAAGCUCUUCCAUUCUUAUUUUAAAUAUUCGUGAAAUGAACUUUUCAAAUUGUAAUAGUUUUAUAUUUUUUUAUGAUUUUUUUUUCUUUGUUUUCCUGCAUUUCUACAAUCAAGCUUUAAUGUAGAAUUUUGUACGAGAAACAAUUCCCUUUAGUCAGUCAGUAAUAGCACCGGACUGCUUAGUUUAAGACUCAAUAAAAUUCCUAAUGUUAUGCAGCUUUUUAAGUUGAGCAAUUUUUAAAGACUUUCUGUUCUCAACCUAGUCAAUUAUUCAAUCGUAAUUUUACACCCAAUUUGCUAGUUAAACUCACUUCAGGGGAGCAGUUGUUUUUCUUUUCUCUGCGUUACCACACUCUGUAUUUUUUCCAAAUAUUCACUUCUAUAUGAUAAUGUUUUUUGACAUUUAGUCUACAAUUUCCACAUCGUUUAAGAUUUCCUCAAAGCUGGCUUUUGAUACACCUCUAAAUAAAUUAUAUUCUAUAUAUAAGAUGCAAGCCUUUUAGUGAUAAGAUUAUUUUCCACUCUAAAUACUUCUGUAAUAAAAUUAUUCGUUCAAGAAAUCAGGGUGUUUACAGUACUGAACAAGUGGGAAAAGAGUGGAAAAAUGUCACACCAGCAAAGCUAGAGAAUCUCAUGUAAAAAAGACGACCUGAUUUUCUGUGCCUUGUAAGUUUUUACAACAGUCAAAAUUGGGAAAACUUCAACAUUGGUUUUGAGCAUUGAGAGUUUCAAGUUCAAUUAUAUUAUUGGAACAUCAAAUUCUGCCUUUUGUUCGUCAAUGGAUUGUUGAUUCAGAAAUUGCAGGAUAUUUUGUCAUUUUGGUCAAGGAAAACCAAAAAAAAUUUGAGAAAUUUUCCAUCCUGCUACCUGCAAACACCCUGGAAAAUUUUGCGGUAGACGAUUAAAUUGUUAUGUAUAAAUUUGUAAUUGAUUCCAAACGUUGAAAGUUCAGACAAGGUAAAAGAUGAAAAAUCUAAUGACGCCAAAAGCUCUGUAAAAAACUUCAAAAAAGACUCGCUGUUAGAUUAAGUUUCUAAUUUAUGAAAGUCUGGGCUCUGACUUAUCAAAAAAUUUGAACGAAUCCAUUGUUUUCAAUUUUCAUGUUGAUUUUUUAGUAAGAACACUUUGGUAAUUCUGUCAGUUUCACAUUCCUUUCAGUUAGAGCAGUGUGGGUCUUGGGUUUUUCACAGCAAUUUUUAAGCAAUGUCAGAUCUUGAGACAGAAACAAUUUGAAAAUGUUUAUUUUCAAGUUGGCACCUAUGGAAAAUCAUCAAUUCAAAUUCUUGUUAAGAUCAUUCCUUCGAAGGACUGAUCACAUUAGAAUAUUUUUUUACUUUCUCCAUCUGUAAGCACAAUUACACUCUAGAAAAACAACUGCUCCACAUCCUUAAUCCUCGGUUUGACAACCAAAAUCUUGUUCACACACAUGCCCUUGCGAUAGCAAUUCUAUUGUAUGAUUGUAAACUUUCUCUGACCAUCCCGACUCCAUGAAGGAGCUACGUUAGGUUAGAACGUUUAUAUUUUUUUCUUUGAACUAAAAUUGCAACCCCUUUUCCAAAGUUUGUAUCAAGUUUUCAAGUCUGAUCUCUGCUGAAAAGUAGACUAUCAGAUGAAGUUGGGCCAAGAAUUUUCCCCUACUUUAAUGAACCUGCCGAUUACUUUGAAACUUAAUUAUCUUGAAAUUUCAUCUUUCUCUAUAUUCAAAGCAAUACUUUUUUUUUGUUAAGGACUUUCAACGAAUGACGUAAGACUUUCAGAAUUCGUUGCCUCAGACACAAGAGGGGAGAAGAAAAUAUAUCAGGAACUAUGAUAUUUUAGGAGGUAAUAUUGCAGUUGAGAAUUGAAAAUAUUGUGAGAAGUUUGACUUUUUCCCUCAACUUCAAGAGAAAGUUUGACGAUGGGACAAAAGUUAAGUACUCUGAAGUUAUAUUAUGAUUUUAAAUGAUACAAAACAUGAACGCUCCCGCAGAUUUCAAAAGUAUGUUGACUUUUUAAUUUCUCUACCUCUGAUAGGAUUUUUUUUCUAGUGCCCUCCCCUCCUCCACGUUUUAUCUGUUACUCACAUUGUUUCUUAAGAUUAUUCAAUGAUAUCUAACUGCUUUAUUUUGUUAACGUAUGGUGGUUAUCUGAACUUGAACCAGGUUUUAGUUCCAUUUCUUUAGUUGUAUCUUUAAGCAUCCUAAAAAAGGACUGAACGAUUUUAGAGUGCUUAGAAUAUGGAUAACCGGAUCAAAAUUUGCUCAUUUUUACGAAUAGUCAAACAAUGAAUUUCUAUUGAGCUAUUCAUAUUGCUCUGUCCUUUUUUUGAACAGUCUUGCUGUAACUUUUUUUAACGCUGAAGGUAUGCUGGCAGGUACGCUGAAGGUAACGGUGAAUAAAUGCUGAUGUUUUUAUAACGGCUCUUCUUUUUACCAAUAUAAGGUAUUGUAAUGCGUUAGUCACUAUAUGGGAGUCAAGUCAGUCGCUUAAUGUAAAAACAGGCAUCAGGCAUUUUCAUGGCAAGUGAUGGAGCCCGAGAGAACCCCAAGAGGUGCCCAACUCUUCUAGAAAGCUUUUUUCCAAUGCUCCCCCCUCUCUUAUCUCAGUUUUUUCAAAUGCCCCUCUGAGGAGACACUCAAGAGGUGCAAACGGAGCCCUCCUCAUGAAUUUUUUGAUGCUGGGCCAAAGUUGCCCCUAAUUACCAUUGAUUUUUUUAUAAAAUGUCAUCCAAGAAUUUUCAUACCCCUUGAAAGUGAUGUUAUCACGAAAAAAAUAUUGCUAGAUCACCAUUCGACUUGUCAAAAAUCUGAGUGGCAACUGUAAAGUCACAUUUUGGAUUAAUCAAACUCCUAUAAAAUGAGAUUGUAAUGAAGCUGAUUCUCAUAAUUUCAAAAGCACUAUUAAACCCUUGUACCGCCUUUUUCUCCAAACCAUUUCUCCCAUGAUGGCCUAAUUUUUAGGUAGUUUCGUAACAAUAAUCAAAGUGACUACAUUAACAUCAAAGCAGAGUUUAAACUAUCUUGAUCAAUAUUUGCUUACAGAAUAAACAGCUUCAGGUGGUCCUUACAAACUUCGUCACAUAAAGUGGGGAUUGAUAUUAUGUGUAAGCAAAGACUUUUGUCGAUUAAUUGUAGAGGGAACUGGUAGGGCGUUAUCAUACGGCCUUGUAAACCUGGAGCCUGACAUGGAAUAUGCUACAUCUGAUCUUAAUUUGUUACGUAUGUGAACAUCACUGUAACUGUAGAUGAUGGGUUGUCGGAAAUUUGCAUGAACGUUGCUCUGACUCAUGGUAUUGUGCAGUGUGGCGUGGAAUGAUCCACCCAAAAUCAGGUUAUCAUCUACAAAUAUGAAGAAAUGAAGGAAUCCUUUUUGUUAAUUUUCACAACUCAAUUUUAAUUAUAGUGAAUGCUCUUACAAAAAUUAAAUUUUUUUGGAUUUUGUAACAUCCCAGUUGCAGCAAAUUUUUUUUCUGUCGAUUACAUCAAUUUGAAUUUUUGUACUUCACCAUAUUUUUGCUCUUAUAUAGCAGUGUAAUGCAGACUUAGCCACAAAGUGCGUGGGGCAAUAUUUUAACACUUUGUAACUUACCAAAGUCGAAAUUGAGUAUUUUUCGGUUAUUUUUUGUGAGAAGGUCAAUUUUAUGUAUCAUGAGUCUCAAAAUGUUCGGGAUUACAAAUUCUGCAGAGCCUCAAAGUCUAUGUGUUAAAGUCUAUGUCGACGGUGUAAGUCGGCAAUCACAUAACUCGGUUUGACUUUGGCAGACUUCCUGUCAUACUUUAUUUUUAAACGGAAAACUACUCAGCAGCAAUUCUCUACAACUGCUGUGAUUUUCUUUUCUGUGCAAAGAAAAUUCUGCAUAAACUUCAAGGAAUGAUGUCAAUCUGCUUUCCUUUAAAAAAGUAACAUGGAGGUGGAGAUUUUUAGACACCGCAAAGGGGAGAUAUGUGAUUGCGGACUUACGCUGUCGAUAUGUCUAGCCUCAAAUGUCUAAUCCACAAAAUAUGGGUCUAGACAUUUACCCGAAAGUACUAAUAAUACUUUUGAAAUCGAUUUCAUCAAAAUUUAUUCCUUACUUUUCGUACUUUUAAACCAAAAUGGAUCCCACUGCAAGAAGCUUGUUUGGGGGAAGAAUUUCUCAUAAUAGAGUAUUGCAUAUUAUUUUUGAAAAAAGCUUUCGAUCCAAAAUUUCUUUUGGUAAGAGAUCACUUGAUUGGCUCUAAACAAAUUUGAUCUUCUUUGUUGAAAUUUCAAUUGUUUUUUUUUUUUUUUUUUUUUUUUUUUUUUUUUUUUUUGCAAUCGAGAAAAUAUGAGCUCUGAGUUGUAUUCAUACUUCACUAAGUAAAGGGAAUGGAAAAUUCUCAGUUGUAGCGAAAGAUAACUAUAGAGACUUGCAGAAUUUCCUGGUUGCACUGAAAUAUCUAUCGUUCCCCUUUGUCUCAUUUUUGUAAAUGACAUCUAGCAAUGGAAGCAAAUAAAUACAUUUUUUUCCACUGUUCACCUGUAAAUGCAUUUGCUGAGAGCAAAUAUUGCUGAAUGAUAUUAAUGAGGAAUACUCUGUUUUCCCUUUUAGUGUAUUUUCUUCGGAAAAUACAUUACUUUUAAAAAAAUAAGAUGAUGCAAGUUUUAUUUCCAAACAAAUUGAAAUCUCUGCAAGACAAACUCAACAUCUUUUCAUUCUUUUGUUGACUGUAAAAACUAUUUGCUACGAUAUUUUUGAAUUUUCUGUGGGAAAAAAUGGAACAUUUCGUAUUAUUUGAAACCAAAUUUUUUAAAAUUUUCAGGGAGAUUUUAAUGGUACUCCAAUGGUACCAGAACAAACUGCCUGUGGCAAUUUUGAAACACUCCAAUGAAUUUCCACUCUAAUUCAAAGAAUCAAUUCAAUUUUCAUUCAUGAACAUCAGGGAAUCUAGCUGAAAGACUAGACUUUUUCAUUCUUGCUUGAUUUUUUCUCUGUUGCUUGAGUUUGUACAACCGUCAGAAUGAAGAUUCAAGUUUUGAUGAGAGGAACUAAAUGCUCACCCAAAUAGACAAUUCUGAAUUUCAGUCCCUAUAAAAGUUGAGGGAUUAUUUUUUCCUAGAAGUCCAUAAUCAACCUGAAGAUGUGUCAAAUGUUAGCUCUUAUCAGCACAAUAAAAAAAUCCCCAUCUUAGCUCCCAUUAUCAAGGAACUUACAUUCAGAGGUAUCUUAUGAGUUGAAAAUGGACCGCGUUUAACAGAAAGGAACCAAGCCACAUCAGCUAUUGCCAAUUUUAAUUGGGCAAUUUAAUUUUUUACCAGAAAACGUCUGUGCGGAUCCUUUUGAAAAUGGCAAGGAAUUUGCUUCGUACUGUGGAGAAAAUUCACUGAAAUUUACACAAAAAUCCGCACAACUGUUUUCAUGUAAAAAAUUAAAUCAGCCAAUUAAAUUUGGCAAUAGUUGGCUUGGUUCCUUUCUGUUUAACGCGAUCCAAAUAGGUGAGAACUUAUUGAUGAGGCUGGCACUAGCCAAAUAAAUCUUUCAGUCAAAAGACAGUGAAUUGUGAGCAAAUCAUUACUUGCUUGUGUGGAAUUCUCCCGAUACCUGUUUCGGCAAAAUAGUCCGAAAAAUUAAGGUUCUCUCAACCUCCCCCCCCCCCUUUCUCAAUGUGAACUCAUCCUAUUCAGAUAACCUCAUCUUACCGUAGUGUCAUUUAUUAAAUGAACUUUUUAUAUGAGUGUAUAAUUUCAUUAGAAUGUUUCAAAAUUGUCUGAGACGUUUAAUUUUCAUUUAGACAACUUAAACUCAGAUUGCUUAGAUAUCUAAUCUCGUAACUGUACACUUUGUCAAAUAGAUGACUUGGACUUGUCGCCGCUCAGAUUGUUAUUCAUUAAGUAUUCUCUUGUAGAUUAGCUUACAUUUAUAAGCUUACCGUGUGAGAUUUUGUCUUGUAAUCGGAGGUAGGGGUGCUCUAUUGGAAAUUAAUUGGAGCUUACUCUGCCGUGCUUAGCAAGAACGCUGUAAAUCCAUCAAAAUUUUCCCUGGGUUUUUGGAACUUAACACUUUGUAAAGUAAAAACCGUUUCACCCUCGCAUAUUAAAUUUUCAGGUUAAGUUCUUGAUAGUAUUUGCAAAAUAAUUCUGUAAAAAUAUUGUCCCAAGGUACACAAGUUUUUCGGCUAUGAUGCAUUGUUUCCAAAAGAUGUAAAAUGGCGUUUCCGGCGUUUUUGCGUUGCACGGCAGUACUGGGGAUGCCCUUUUUUUCUUCUCUCCUUGGGUGAUAGCUGCGAGGUCACCGAACAAAACCUACGUCAAAAUGAAAAAAAAAAACACUUCAAUGAGACUCCAGUAAUACCAAUAGAGCACUCCUCAUCAUAGAUUGUUUGAAGAUGGCACCCUUGAGUAGAAGAAAUGGCAAAAUACUUUUCAUCGUCACCUGUGUCCUUUUCAUUUACAUAUUUAUUUGUGAAAAUGGGCUGUAAUGUCUAUGCCCUCAGUUUGAGAUGACCUUUUGUUUUUAGAUUAAAAGAUUGAACAUCUCAGACCUUUUUAACAGUCAGAGAGUAUAUUUGCACGAUCAUUUCGUUCUAAUAUCCUGUGGACAAAAUUAAAUCUAUCCUGAAGUGUGCAGAAACAAUAUUCUCAAUUCAGAGCUAAGCUCAGACUUAUAUUCAACUAUCUUACAAGUAACUAAAUUACAUUCAGUUCUGUGGAAGUCUUUAAACUUUGCCAGCUGUUUAGCCUGAUAAACAUUGUAAACCUCUUAACGUUAUUUUAAGUUAUGGUUUGUAAUAUGCUUCUAUUUUUCUGUUUAUUUCGUCACCCCUGCCGCUAGUCUGUGGACAUACUUAAGUCAAAGAAAAGGAUACAAUUGCGUUUGCUUACUACCUCCUCUGUCUUGUCCUUUGUUCUUGUCUUCGCAAAGUUUCUUGUAUUCUGUCAAGUAUUCAAAUUAAUUUAUUCCUACGAUAAUAAAUUAUGUUUUUAUAUUUUUUA
Molecule: messenger RNA, 9194 nt
Organism: Bemisia tabaci
Lineage: Eukaryota; Metazoa; Arthropoda; Insecta; Hemiptera; Aleyrodidae
Gene: Madm
Product: MLF1-adaptor molecule
Biological process (GO): protein phosphorylation
Molecular function (GO): protein kinase activity; ATP binding
Source: RefSeq, a predicted model, not a curated record